This is a messenger RNA of Rubroshorea leprosula, 498 nucleotides long. Lineage: Eukaryota; Viridiplantae; Streptophyta; Magnoliopsida; Malvales; Dipterocarpaceae. The record is from the annotation of a GenBank genome assembly.
CAAUGUCCCAUAUAGAAAAGAAUUCAAAAUUACCUUCGUUGGCUCGUUGCACCAUAGGCCAUUUUUUCUUGCCUUUCCUCUUAUUAUUAUGGCUCAUUUCAACAUUAGUAUACUCGUCGUUGUUCUUUUGCUAAUGUCUUAUGUACCUUCUUUUGAAGCCAGAAAGGCCUUGAGCAAUGAAAUAAAGAUUGCUUCUGAUUAUAAGGUUCUUACUCCACCUUUCUCUCCCAACCAAAAUGGUGUUGCCAUCGAUGAAAGGGAUGCUAACAUGGAAAGUUCAACCUCUGACAGACUUUUGUUGUCUACUCCAAGUCCUGGAGUUGGGAAUAAGUAGACUUAUUUAAGGACUCAAUGUGUCCCCCGCAGAAACAGGAACGAUCUUAGCACUAUAUCUAUUUAUGUUUGGUGUGUUUGAUUUUUAUUUGGGGGGAUUUAGCUUUGAUACUUGGUGUGGGAGAUGUAAUAAAAUUAGCUAAGUAACAAAAGUCUUCAUGUAUC